AUGUCAGCGUACGCCGAUCAGCUUCGCGAACAGGAACUUUUCUCAGCGCUGAAAUCCCAAAUCACUAGUCUUUCCACCCCACUCUACGGUACACGUUCCGAAGAUGCAUCAAAGGUCUACGAUGUGGUUUCUUACAGCAGGCCUUACGACAAUGACAAUGUCGAAGAGCAACCAUCACAGCUAAGUUUCGGUGUAGCAAUAAUCCUCUACACAGGGCCUCCAGCAUCACCCUUCACACCUUGGACAUUGAUCAGCCAUGUGGAGAACCAACCCGAUAUAAUCACUGGGGCAAAUCGUUUAUUGGCAGAUUUGAGGAGGGGCAUGGGUGGAGUUAUUGAGGACAUGGGGAGAAAAACACUGCCAUACUGGUUAGCUGAUGACAUGGUGAAAAUAGGUGUUUGUAUGCAGACGGGUAAUUGGACGACAACACAUGGGAGAAUUCCCAAUGUUGUUCCGGGAGUGGGCGAAGUAGAGCUAAAGGAAUGCGAGAAUGAAGAGGACUACGAGGAAGAUCAGGACAGUAUCGAACAGGACAACGAAGACGGUAAGAGAGACGAUGAGAGCGACGAAUUGGAGGACACCGGCAAGGGCGGCUGGAGCCCGCGAUUGGAGUCUAUCACAGAAGAAAUAUAG
Alternaria postmessia is the source of this 633-nucleotide messenger RNA. RefSeq lists its product as uncharacterized. The transcript has 2 exons. The coding region runs from base 1 to 633 and encodes 210 amino acids. The record is from RefSeq and is a predicted model, not a curated record. Lineage: Eukaryota; Fungi; Ascomycota; Dothideomycetes; Pleosporales; Pleosporaceae.